AACCACCGCUCGAUGCUCCGCCGCUUGCUCGACUCGAUGUUCGGCAAAGCUCCCGCGCACGCCCAGCCUGGCGCCAACUACGUCUACAAGAUCGUGCCGCACAGCAGCGUCAACCCUCGCUACAACUUCCCCGUCCCGAUCCCUGCCUCGCACACCUUUGUCCUGAGCGAGCUCGACGCGAAGGACGGCUUCCUGCACAUGUCCAGGGCCGCACAGCUGGCCGGCACCCUCAACCGCUUCUUCAAGGACGACCCCAAGGUCGUCCUCCUCAAGAUGGACUACGGCCGCCUGUCGGGCUUCAAGAUUGUCAAGUGGGAGCCGAGCGGCAGCGGUGAGAUCUUCCCGCACCUGUACGCCCAACUCGAGGGCGAGAACGUCGAGGAUCACCUCGACCUCGAGAAGAAGCCGGGCGAGACGUCGUGGGACGCGGCGCUCGAGCGCGCUCGCCGCGCCGGCUGGCUGCAGGACUGA
This is a messenger RNA of Rhodotorula graminis WP1, 471 nucleotides long. RefSeq lists its product as uncharacterized. Lineage: Eukaryota; Fungi; Basidiomycota; Microbotryomycetes; Sporidiobolales; Sporidiobolaceae. The transcript is spliced from 3 exons. The record is from RefSeq and is a predicted model, not a curated record. The coding region runs from base 13 to 471 and encodes 152 amino acids.